Messenger RNA from Toxoplasma gondii ME49, 4322 nucleotides. It is a transcript of the gene AP2X4, whose product is annotated as AP2 domain transcription factor AP2X-4. NCBI's taxonomy places the organism in Eukaryota, Apicomplexa, Conoidasida, Eucoccidiorida, Sarcocystidae. Bases 1008 to 3698 code for a protein of 896 amino acids. The transcript has 3 exons. The record is from RefSeq and is a predicted model, not a curated record.
CUUUUCGUUAGACGACGGAACGUAUCUCGCUUUCCGGGUGCAUGUAGGCCGGCGUCUGUCUCGACUUCCAUCCUCCUUCUUGUGGCGCAUGUGGCGCGGAGAAGCACAGAGAACUGCGAGCCUUAGUCUGCUGCCUAUUUACACCUUCGUUCAACAUAACGGUUUUGAUUUUCGUGUUUUUUCUGGACGAUUGUGAACUCCAGAGAGGCGGCAGUUGUUCGUGGAGGCAGACCCCUUCGUUGCUUCCGGUGAACUGGAGAUUUGCACUGCUGCCUGUUCUUUGUUUUUUCGCUUCAUUUCCUCUGAACUCCGCAGAACUUUUCUUUUCUUCCACGUUUUCCCUACGUCGCUUGUUCGUCAGUCGUUCGCGAACCUCAGAGAGUCCCCGACACGGAUCAAAGUCCGCGUCGUUGUUGUUGCCCGCCUCAGCUUUCCGUCUCUGCGUACAGGAGACCGACGAGCCACAGGCGGCCUUUUUCUUCCCCUUCCCUAUCUUCUUUGCUAGAUCGCCUUGCCCAUCUUUUCUGAUGCCUUUUCCCACUUCUUCCGUUUUCCGCUUCGUCCAUCCAUGUGCCCGGAGUCUGCGCAUGCGACGCCUGCUGCCAUCACACCCCCGACAGUCCUUCACGGUCUCGGUUUUCCCCCCCUUGUCCCCUUCCUAUUCAUCGUUCCUCUAACUCUAUUUGUUUCGUAUCAUUUUACGGCACUCAAACCCCCAGUUAUGAGAAACGGACAACAUAGUUCUGCUUGAAUCCGUCCCCCCUUCUCCGUGAAUCUCUUGCAGAAGCGAUGCCCGGUGUCGCUGUGCCGCACAAGCCGCCCGUCUCGUCGAUUUGCUUCCUGAUUCGCCUUUCUUUUUGCCUUCCUUGUCUCACUUUUCGUGUCUGACGAGCGCUCUUGUUUGAAUUCCCCUCUCGUUCUCACCUCUCGCUGAUCUGACGUCAUUUUCCUCCUCGCACGAGCGAGAAUUCUUCCCUUUCCAAUGAUUAUCUCUGAGGCUCGGCAGGAUGGCUGAAAUGUCCUCGGCAGACGGCGUACACGUCCUUUCUGGGACUUCACGUGGGCCUUCUGUCCCCGGAGGCACAUCUCCCCGCUGCGACUCUUCUCUCCUCGGGCCUUCUGCCCCACUCGCGGUCAACGUGGCGGGUUCGCAGGCCGGGCAAGUCCCCAACGGAGGCACCAACACGUCCCCCCUUGGCUGGGGCUCGGGCGGCGUGCCCCAAGGGUACCCCGGCGUGGGGCCAUUUGGCCCGCAGGGGCCUUCGGCCGUGGGUGCUGGGGACGGCGCGCCCCAGGGACCCUUUUUGAACUCGUCUUUCCUCCCGCAUGCGUCGGCGCAGGCCCCAGGGUGUGGCGGACUCGUGGGUGACGCCCACUCCGGCGGGCCCACGCUCGCGGCGCCCCCCAUGGCGUCUCAGAGUCCUCACCUCUCCUCGCAGGUCCCCAGUGCCUUGCCGCAAAUGCACUCCGGCCCCGCCAUCCAGUCGUCUUCCGUCCACCCCGCAAAUGCGUCUCCUCCCUCGAAUCUCUCGACAGCCGCCGUAGGCUCAGCUGCCUUUGCACAGCAGCUCGCGGCGUUCUCCUCCUCAGUCGGGAGUGGAAACGCGAGUCACUCACCCCUCCCGCUGUCCUCGUCUCCCCAGUUCCUUCUGUCUCAGUACAGGCCCGUCGGCGGUCCUGGUGGGUUCGACCCCUCCGGCGCCAUGAACGCGCGCAGCUCGGGGCCUCUCCAGGGCCCGCCGAACCCCCAGGGAACCGCUCAGAUGUUCUCCGUCGUGUCCCCUCCCCAGGGCGGCGUGCCGCUGCACUCGAUGCCGGGCGGGCCUGGCCCGAACGGGUCACUUGGCCCAGGGCCCGCGGGCCAACAACUGGUUCCAGGUGUAGUGGGCCCCGGUGGUGUCGGCGCGGGGCCUGGGGGUUCUUCGGGGGCCGCCGGAACCCCCCAGGGUGCGGGGACUGUCCCCGGAGGCCCCGCCGCGCAACAGGGCAUGCAGCAGAAGGUCUUUGCAGGGACGCCCUGCGCAGUCCCCGCCGUGAGCUUGAGACAAAUCGAGAUCUCUGCUGCCCCGCGCAUGUGCCCAGGGACGGAUUUGUGGGGCGACGAACGAAAGCGACGGGCGCGCAAACACCGAGUCGUGAGCAAGUCGGUUGCCAGCUCCGGGCUCGAAGCGCGAGAAAAGAGAGAGGAGGCAGACCCCCACAAGGGAGAAAGGGGCGCAGACAGUGAAGAAGACGAAGACGACCGGACAGGCGGGCAGGUUGUGUUGCAAUGGAUUGAAAAGGAAGGCCUUGCUGGCCUUCAUCGCCUUCUUGUCGACGCUCUUCUCAUGCCUGCUCCAAAGACGACCAACGGCAGCCGUCUGGUGUCCCUGGCGGCCCGCGCGGCGCAACUGCCUCCGGUCCCCGGUGUGAUUUACGAUCCACAUCAGUACCAGUUUCUUGCGCGAUACUUUGAGGCAGAGGACAGCACAGUGCCGAUCACGAAACGCUUUCCUCUCCGUCGCUGGGGUUUCUUCAAGAGCUAUCGGUUUGCAUGCGACGUGGUCCAGCAAGCUGCCAAGCCCGGUGUCUUCGAGGAAGGCGAAAUCGUCCCCGUGAAGGAGCCCCUGCCUGGGCUGGACGGCCAGGGCCUGACAGGGGCCGAGUCUCCGCCUGUCGAGUACUACGCGCUGCCCGACUGUCCAGACGUGAGUUUGCCAGUGAUCAAGGGCGUCUCUAGAGACAAGAAGAGCAGACGAUGGGCCGUGUAUUACCGGAACCAGCGGCGGUACUUUUACGACAAGAAGGAGGAGAAGCCGGCAAAGGAGAAGAAGGAGGAAGAGGCUACAGUUAUCUCUCCACAUGCCGGGGUGAAGGAGGCGUACGAGAUGGCGGUGCAGCUCCGCCGGCAGCAGGUGCAGGAAGUCGAGCUUCUGCAGAUGUACGAAGAGUCGAACACGGGUGCGAGUCAGGGCGACGACAUGACUCUCUUGCUUCCUUGCUACCAAGCGGUGCUCCUCAGUCUUCUCCACAACUUGGAGAAGAACAUUCGCAGCGGGGGCCUCGACUGCGUCCUCUCGUAUCUUUUCGAAGAAGACCAGGGAGAAAGCCCAGCUUUGUCAGGCCAGGCGGAAGAAGCCCCGACGGUCAAGGCAGAAGUUGAGGCGGAUAUGUUGGGAAUUGGAGACGUCGAGAAGAGAGGCGAAAAAAAAACUGUCACGGCGGGGGGAGGUGCAGCCGGCGAGAGGAAACGCGAGGAGCCGUCUGCGCUGCAUGCGGCAGAAGAACUGAAGGCGUUGAGGAAAUUGGUGGCCGACUGUGUUACCUCUCACAUGGUGUACAUUGAGUCUGCUCGACUAGCUGUCGAGCUGCACGAACACCUGGCCAUUCUCCGCGAGUGCAUUCAGAAACAAGUUCUCCCGAGUGACUUGUCUCCCGCGGCCCGCCUGCGCCUCGUCGUCAAGUUCCUCGAACUCCAGCUCGGGAGUCUGCGCGACGCGCUCGUUCAGAGUGGCUUCUACCGGCAGAUUUUGAUGGACAUCAGCAAGCGACAGAGAAGGGAGAAACGCGAGGAAGAGACGGGGCAAAAGCGCGACGGUCGCAGAGCCGGCGGAGACGCCCCAAACAACACGCAGCCUCUGUCGGGUCCAAACCACGUGCAAAGGACGGGCGACGCGGAGAUGUCAGAAGCCGAGAAAGGCCAGGAGUCGGCACUUUAAGUGGAAAGAAAAGAGUGGAGAGAGAGAGGAACUUUUUUGGGUACGAAGCUGUGUUGAAGGUCCGAACUCGUUUUCUUAAACACAGACACGAUCUACGAGAGUGUCUGUUUAACCUCGAAACACUCUAGAUGCUGCUAAUACCGGAAAGUGGCGUAAAGUAUAGCAGGCACUCCCGGUGGAAAACACGUAAACGGCGGCUGUGUUAUCACGAUUUGAGCAUAAGCCAAAGUACAGCAGCCGUCGACGGGACACGGAAGAUAUGUCUCUCUUUUUCAAUCAUAUUCGUUUUGAAUAUUAGAUGCGCGUGUAUGGACGUGAAACCGCCGUAGCGACGUGUAUUCGAACUUGCAUUUGUCGAUGUGUGAUUCGAGAACGCGCUACUUCUCUCACUGUCCUCCGUUCUCCAGGAAGAAUUUUUUGUCAACACGUUUCGGAAGAAAGGACCCGAAGUCAGAUUUGCUUUCCACGCCUCUCGAUAUAUGCAUGUUUUCGUGCCGUGUGAGCUGACGAGACCGGGCGAAACGUGUGCCUGUUGGGCAAAAACGGAAUGACUACGCGACUUCUGUGUCUUUUUGCUACUCGACGCUAUCACCCGAACAACCAGAGACAUCAAGGCAAUUGCAG